Molecule: messenger RNA, 1012 nt
Organism: Calypte anna (Anna's hummingbird)
Lineage: Eukaryota; Metazoa; Chordata; Aves; Apodiformes; Trochilidae
Gene: CENATAC
Product: coiled-coil domain containing 84
Exons: 9
Coding region: 1-996 (331 amino acids)
Source: RefSeq, a predicted model, not a curated record
AUGGCCGUGUACCACUGUUCGCUGUGCCGCCGCACUUCUUUCUCGGGCCGCCGGCACCUCUACAGUCCCGCGCACCGGCGGCGGCUGCGGGAGGCGCUGGCCCAGCUGCAGCAGGAGGCAGCGGCCGCGCGGGCCGAGGCAGCAGCGGUGGCGGCCGGGGGGGACGGCGGGGCUCUGCCGGCCUACGACCCGGCCCAGCACAACCGACGCGUCUGGUGCCUGUGCUGCGGGCGCGGCGUGCGGAAGGACGGGCAGCGAGACGGAGUAGCGCUGCCGGGGGCCGGCCUGCUCCUGCACCUGUCGGGGCCGGAGCACCGCCGGGAGACGCUGCGAUUCUGGCGGGAGAACCGGGUGGAGGCAGCGGAGCGGGAGCGGGUCCUGGUGCCGGCCGAAGAGUACGAGCGCUGGGCUCGGGCGGCGGAGCAGGCCCUGGUUGCACGCCGGCGUCGAGAGGAGGAGCGGAUCCGGCAGAUGGCUGCUGGGAUCCGGGAGGCUGAGCGCAGGCAGCGGGAGACAGUUCAGGCGGCCCUGCAGCUUCAAGCAGAGAGAGAGCUUGGUUUGGGACCACCUGUGGGCAGACCCCUAGCAGGAGUCAGAAGGGACUCCUCAGGGGAUGUAGAGCAGCCUGGCCCAAGUGGGAUGCAGGCAGGACCCAACUUCAACUGGAUAGAACCAAGCCAGGCUCUGACCUUCAUUGGCCACCAGGAAACAGAAGGGAAAGGAAAUAUUCACACAGGAGCAAAACCUCCAUGGCUAACGGAGGAAGAGGAUGGACCAAUACAACAAAUUGGUCCUUCAUAUGAAGAGUUUCUGAAACAAAAAGAGAAGCAGAAGCUGAGAAAGCUCCCAGCAGAGCGUGUUGGUGCCAACUUUGAUCAUACCUCUCAGACUGGUGACAGCUGGCUCCCUUCCUUCGGGCGGGUCUGGAAUCAUGGGAGGAGAUGGCAGUCCAGGCAUCAGUUUAGAGCCGAAUCAGGAGAAAAGAAAAAAAGGUGAUCAUAAGAAGCACUGA